Molecule: messenger RNA, 3892 nt
Organism: Ylistrum balloti
Lineage: Eukaryota; Metazoa; Mollusca; Bivalvia; Pectinida; Pectinidae
Exons: 3
Coding region: 147-842 (231 amino acids)
Source: RefSeq, a predicted model, not a curated record
ACAUAUCAAUACCUUGGAAUACAAACCGAAAGUAGAGCUGUCUUUAUUCUGAGAAUCGUAUACCUGUCCUGACAUAUACGUGGCUUAUAGAUGCGGACACAUUUAAAGAAUGAUUGGAAUAUAGAACUAAGAACCUACAUAUAAAGAUGGGGAGGAGUUUAGGAACUGAGCACAUGCGACCAUCAGAAUUAAGGUUUACACAUGACAGUGUGAGCUGCAAAUUUUCUGAUGGGCACACUCUUGAUGAAACAUUUCGACAAUUACUGAAUGACGAGGUCCGGAUCGUCAGAGGUGAGAUACCACCAUUGGUUGCCAUGAAUUACUGUGGACAUUGGUUUGUUGUCAGAGGUAACCGCAGACUUUAUCUUCUUCAAAAACUAGAAGAGAUCGGGAAAUUGCAAAGAGUUCAAGUAGUUAAACGUGAAUUUGAAGAAAAUGUGUUUAAUAAACAAUUUUCAACAAAGAAUAUGGGACAUUCUAUUCGGAUACGAGGCGACCCAUUUAUAGAGGAAAAACUACGUCGAUGUAUCAAUGACUGGAGGCAGCCAAGAAUACGCCCCUCCAGCAGCGCUUCGAUGCACAUGUACAGGUCAGACAGAAGUUCCUUCUAUUCCACAGCGGAUUAUAGCCCCCCUUUGAGAGCCUCAUCCGUCAGAAGCUAUACACCGCCACCCAGGCCUCCCUCCCCGGAACAAAACUACCUGGGCUGCUGCUGUAAAUGUGUGAAAGCUGUGAUCAUCCUGGUUUUGAUUCUGUGGGUUACACUGACCUUAUUGUACUGGUAUGAGAAGAGGGAAAUCGAAUACCGGCAUAGACAUUACGGAAAACAUUGGUAUCAAUGACGGGAAUUGGAAAUCCAGACUACCUGGGCUGCUGCAGUAAAUGUGUGAAAGCUGUGGGCUACACUGACCUUACUGCACUGGUAUGAGAAGAGGGAAAUCGAAUACCGGCAUAGACAUUACGGAAAACAUUGGUAUCAAUGACGGGAAUUGGAAAUCCAGGUUAACAUCUCUUUAAUUUACCUUUUCCUGCGGGUUUGAAAGCAAGCUCUGAAAUUUCUGAAAUUUUUAUGAUUUGAUGUCACUGCCUAGCAUGUAUAAGUUCAUUACUGAUGUACUUACUUUCUUUAGACUAAUAGGGAAUAGCAUGCCGUUGGGCAUAUGAAUACUGAAAAUUCAUUUGAAGAGCGGAUAAUGUCUUUAUAUCAUCUUUGUUGUUCCGAUAAAGAAAUCCUCUUUCAAGUUAUAGUAAUGAUAUAUAACACCUAUCAAUUACCAAAACCUUUUUAACGCCAAAAUGUCAACAGAAUGAUAAUCUGAACUAAAACGCAAUAAAACAAGGUAAUAUAUAUAUAUAUAACUAGGCAUGGUUUGAUAUUAUAAUAAAGUACACCAAUUCUGAAAGGCUUAAAAAUGCCCUUAUGUUUCUGAUGAUUGUGAAUUUACUGUGUGGUGUAUAUGUAUAUACCACGAUUACUAAUUGGUAUAAAUUGAAUAGAUGUCGUAUAUACUGUUUACUAUUUAGCAUUGAAUAUUUGAUAUUUAUUUCAUCAUAUCACUAAAAAUUAUGCGUUUAAUAGAGUGGCAAUUUCAAUAAAAAAUUAAAAUGUGAUUGUUGAAAAAGGCUUUAGAUCGUCAAAAUCUAAAAUUUGUGCACCGACUUCUGCCAAAAAAGUAAACACCACAACUGCCUCUAAGCGCCAAACUCAAUUGCUCAGAAGACCAAAAUUCUUGAUGAUUAACUCUAAACUCUAACUCUAAAAUUUGAUUGCGCCAAAACUAGUAUCUUCUCAGCAAAAGGUUUUAAAAUUUAAAAGUCAGAAAAUAUAGGAAGACGUAUUGUAACCCGAUCUACUAUUGUAAACCAGUUAUACUAGCUGGUGCCUCAGCUAUUGUUCCACACUCUAGAGUUACAAUAAUGGAGGAUGUCGAUCUCUUUUAAACGCUGAUGUGUAACUGGCACACAGAAAGAUAAUGACUUGGUCAUAUCAUCUGCUCUUUUCUCGCUCUUAAAGGUAAUGACUUCACUGGGUAUAUUAUUGUUUAUAGUGCGUAUUUCAAAAUUUACAUGAUGAAUAAGUAAGACAACAACUCUUCAUAAUAUUAUUUAUUAACAUGUGUCUCAUCAUCUGUAAGUAUAUAUGUGUGUGAAACAUUACUUGAUCAAACAAGACAAUUAUUUCGCACCAUGUUAACAGGUUUAGUGAAUCUACAUAAGUGGGUAUAUACCCACCAGGUUUGGAAGUCAAAGACACAACUCCUCUGCAUCAGUCACAUAUAUUAAAUCUUUUCCUACAACGACACCAAAAUGGACAACUUUCCACCAAUCUGUAUGACAAACAUGAUGAUUUCUAUUUUUCUAAUAAAAACGCUCCAUUUCUGGAUAGCAGCAACCCUGCCUCCCCAACCUAUGGUGUUUACAUUUCGCAGAUGAUUCGAUAUUCAAUGGCCUUUCCCAUUAUUUUUCGUGCAAGAAGUCGUCAAUUGACGGAUAAACUCGUUAAACAGUGUUUCAGUGCAGAUUGAUGAAAAUUAUUGGGAAGUUUUUAAGGUCGUCAUAGUGAGCUCAUUGAUACAAAAUGUAUUUCUUUGUGUGAUGUGAAGCUGGACUUGUUUGAUGCUCAUUAGUCUUGAUUCCAUUUUUGUAUACUUUGUUCUUAUUCAACUCGACGUUAUCUACUUGACUAUGAUUUAAAUGGCGAGCGUCGUCGAUGUAGCAAAAGACGUUUACCCUUCCGGAACACAUGGUCUUAUUAUCCUAGUACUUUGAGAGGAGUCUCCGUGUAAAUCUUAUAUUAUGUUUUGCCCUAGGUUUAUGGAAUUUGAAUUUUGAUUAUAAUUAUGUUUACAUGUUGGUAUUUUAGUAUCUUUCACGAAUACGUAGCAGGAGUGUAAGAUACAAAACUAUUAGACACUCGAGUGAAUAAUAUUUGUUGUCAUUAAAGACACUAUUAAAUAUGAUAUCUAUCACAUUUUCACAAGCAAAAUAGCCAAGUCACUGGCAUAUCUAGGACUGAUGUAAAAGGACGAAGCUGGCGCAGACAUUAUUCGCUCAUUAUCACUUCGCAGUACGCAACAAAAUAUAGUCCGACCUAUUUCAAAUUAAUGAAAACAUAUGCAUACGAAAAUGUUUUGAUGUAAAUUCAUUUUUCUGUUCACACAAAAAUGUUACUUAUUCAUACCAUUAACAGACAGGAUUUGCUGAAAACGUUGAGAAAUAUUUUAGCCUUUGAAAAUCUAUUACGCGAAUGAAAAUAUGGCGGCAACCUAGCUGUGGCUGUUCAUGGCGCGAUCCGUCACUGGCUAAAUGUAAUAACUAACUGUGUUACACGAAUCAUAAACAUUCGUCUAAACACAGACCUUGAGCUCAAUGUAAAGGAACAAUGGAGACACACAGAACAAAAGACCAUUGAUAUAGUCAGGACAUUAUUUCAAUAGACAAUAUAUAUUAUAUGUACAGAGCGUUUGCUAUAGACAGAGUAUACAGCCUUCAGUAACUAUAAACAAUUCAAAGUACUAUGUAAAAAUGAAAUACUCCAUGUUCCAUAUAUUCUGGCGGCUGUAUCGGACAAGUAGCGCGGCAACAUGAUGAUCACGAUUUACAUUUUUUGCUUUUUACCUACUUCCUAAAAUAAAACCUUUCUAAAAACGAGCAUCAGCAAAAAGCUUGAUACUGAUUUUUUACUUCAUAAAGGCUUACAUUCUUAACUUGUUUGCAAAACAUAGAAUAGUAAGUUAUGUUUAUCGCAAUAGUACAUGGUAAAAAGUCAUCAAGUUUUAAAUGACUAGUAACUUCUACCAUUCACGAUGCUGCCAAGUAUAGUUUGUAACAGACAUGAAAAUUGUCUUAUUAUAAAUUCAUUUUCAAUAUACAAUAUUUUACAACAGUUAUA